AUGCGUCCUGCUCUUCCCGUGGGCCUCAAGCUGGGAGUGACACUACGCUACCUCGCCACGGGAGAUGACUACACAAGCCUCCACUACGACUUCAGGGUGUCUGUUCCAUCGAUCUCCAGAUUUGUUCCCAAAGUCCUCAAGGCCAUCAUCCAAGUUUACAAGGACGAGUACCUGCACUGCCCUCGAACGCCUGAAGCCUGGAAGGAGGUGGCAGACGGAUUCUCCCGCAGGUGGAACUACCACAACUGCCUCGGCGCCCUGGACGGCAAACACGUACCCAUCAGAAGACCACCCCACGCUGGCUCCAAGUUCUUCAAUUAUAAGAAGUUUCACAGCAUCAUCCUCUUGGCUUUGGCGGACUCUGGCUUGAGGUUCAUCUACGUCGACGUCGGGGCUGAGGGGGGAGCUGGCGAUGCAGGCACCUGGAACCGCUGCACCCUACAGCAGGCCAUCGAAUCAGGAGCGCUCAGCCUGCCAGACGACACUUGCCUGCCUCACGACGACACUCCCUGCCCUACCACAUCAGCUCGCCGGGUGGUGGAGAACGCCUUCGGGGUGAUGCAGCGCAAGUUCAAGGUUUUCGGAGUCACCCAAGGGAUUUUGCCUGCAACAGUGAGAGAUGUCGUCACCACCUGCUGCAUUCUCCACAACAUGGUCGUCACACCCGCCAUCCAACCUGCCGAGAUAGACCACGAAGACGAGGACCACAACAUUGUUCCUGGCAGCUGGAGAGAAGGCGAGACCCUGAUGGCAGACCUCGCUCCAGCCAGAGGCAACAACCCCAGCAGGCGAGCAAAGGCCGUGAGGGACUACCUGGCGAACUACUACACUUCAGAAGUUGGAGCUGUGCCCUGGCAGGAACGGCUGGUCUACCCCCGAGGACGCCCCCAAGACGCCGAGUGA
This is a messenger RNA of Eriocheir sinensis (Chinese mitten crab), 903 nucleotides long. Its product is annotated as putative nuclease HARBI1. The transcript is spliced from 2 exons. Lineage: Eukaryota; Metazoa; Arthropoda; Malacostraca; Decapoda; Varunidae. The record is from RefSeq and is a predicted model, not a curated record. The coding region runs from base 1 to 903 and encodes 300 amino acids.